UAUUUAUAAGAUCUUUUAAGAUUCGUGCUACAGAAGCGAAUGGAUGUAAGCGUUGGUCCCUGAAGUCCAAGAGGAGCUGCAGUAAGUAACCAUAUGCAGUGAGGGGUUGAAGGACCCCAGUGUGUGCACGCUUUCUCAGAAGCACAGGUAAGACAGUCUGAGGCUUGGAAGUGGCAUCUCAUGUGAGAGGAAGAAACUUGGGGCACAGCCUGACAUGUGAGGUCUGACAGUGUCUCAGUGUCAGAGCUGACCUGACUUAGAGGUUGCACAUCUGGUGUCUGCUGCAGAACUGAACUUUUGCUUGUUUGUUGAAUAAGACCCAGACAUUUUGGAAUCAUGGAAGUGAUGUUAUGAGAGAAAUGUUCAAGAACAAGCUUGAGGACAUCUUUUUCUACUGUGUCAUCAUAGUAGGAACUCCAUGACUCUGUACCCAUUGCACCUCUCUUUCUAUCCCUCCCCAGGGUGACAUUACACCACACCUGAGGCCACUGAGAUCUGCGUCCUGUGUUGACCAUGCCGGGGUGGAGCUGCCUGGUGACAGGAGCAGGAGGGUUUCUGGGCCAGAGGAUCAUCCGCUUGUUGGCUCAGGAGAAAGAGGUGAAUGAGAUCAGGGCCUUGUUCAGGUCCUUCACUCCAAAACACAAGGAGGAAUUAUCCAGUACUCAGCUCCUGUUGGAUGCUUGUGUGGAAGCCAGUGUCCCAGUCUUCAUCUACAGCAGCUCAGUGUCUGUGGCUGGACCAAACUCCUAUAAGCAGAUCAUCCAGAAUGGCUGCGAAGAAGAUAAUCAUGAAAGCACAUGGUCUCAUCCUUACCCAUACAGCAAAAAGAUGGCUGAGAAGGCAGUGCUGGCAGCCAAUGGGUGCACCCUGAAAGAUGGUGGCACUUUGCACACUUGUGCCUUAAGACUCCCAUUCAUCUAUGGGGAAGGGAGCCAACACAUUUCAGAUGCAGUAAAUAGAGCACUCAAGAAUAAUGGCACACUUGACAAUUUUGCCAAAUUCUCUGUGAUCAACCCAGUGUUUGUGAGUAAUGCAGCCUGGGCACACAUUCUGGCAGCCAGGGGCCUACGAGACCCCAAGAAGUCACCAAACAUCCAAGGCCAGUUCUACUACAUCUCAGAUGAAACCCCUCACCAAAGCUUUGUUGAUUUACAUUAUGCCCUGAGCAAGGACUGGGGCUUCCACGUUGAUUCCAGUUGGAGCCUUCCUCUGCCCUUGCUCUACUGGCUUGCUUUCCUGUUGGAAACUGUGAGCUUCCUGCUGCGUCCAAUCUACAACUACCAGCCUCCUUUUAACCGUUGCUCAGUCACAUUCACAAAUAGUGUGAUCACCUUCUCCUACAAGAAAGCUCAGCGAGAUCUGGGCUAUGAGCCACCUGUCAGCUGGGAGGAAGCCAGACAGAAAACUUCUCAGUGGAUCGGGUCACUAGUGGAGCAGUACAAGGGGACACUGAACACAAAGACUCAGUGAUGUGACCAUGGCAGGGACAUGGCCCUGAAGUUGUCAGAUCCUCCAGAAAGGGUCUAAGACACAACCCAUCUCCUACAGUUCCCUUUGACUCCCUGGCCAACUUGUCUUCCGGUCACCAAAGCCUUGCCAGUCACUGACCCAGUCCCAAACUUUUGCCCUGAGCACUUGCCCAGAGUCACACAGGCUGUGCCUCAGCUGCUGUGACCAAAGGCUCAGUUUCUGGUGGUGAACUGCCCAGAGCCUCCUGUAACUUAGAAUUUCAUCAGUGUUUCCAUUUCCCCUCUCACAGUCCCAAAGCAUUUCUUGUCUAGGAUAUUCUCAUUGCUUCAUGAAGCUCAAAGAAAAGAACAAUAAAAGGGUUUCUUGCCUGAGGUUGGUGUGGUCAA
Molecule: messenger RNA, 1856 nt
Organism: Peromyscus leucopus (white-footed mouse)
Lineage: Eukaryota; Metazoa; Chordata; Mammalia; Rodentia; Cricetidae
Product: NADPH-dependent 3-keto-steroid reductase HSD3B3-like
Exons: 2
Coding region: 514-1470 (318 amino acids)
Biological process (GO): steroid biosynthetic process
Molecular function (GO): 3-beta-hydroxy-Delta5-steroid dehydrogenase (NAD+) activity
Source: RefSeq, a predicted model, not a curated record